CGUGAACGGAGAUUUAAAUACACUGUAUAAAGACCUUCUCAGUUUAAAGUUAAUUGUUGAGAACGUUUAAUACAUUGAUCGUCAGCGGAAAUGUGUUGUUUUUCAGGAUAUUCUGUCGAUAUAUCAAUAAACUAAGAGUAAUUAUUGAAGGAGAGAGCGAAUGAAGAAAUGAGUACACUGGACUAGAGUUUGCAUCUUUAGUUGAUUUCAGUAGACAAACUCUGCUUCAUAAUGCCGCUUCAAACGGGCCUCGCUUUUCACAGAAAGCGACAGACACUGGAAAACCUGACGUUAGAAAGACCACAAAAUUUACAGAGCUUCUACGAAGCAGUGGAAGACGCCCUGAAAAAGAUCGAAAACCACCUCCGUUACGUCGAGUUAGAAUACUAUGGAGUCGAGAGGUCCCCGGAUGAAGAGAUAAAGGCGUGGUUACCGGCACUUACGACCGUGAUGGGCCACGCUAAGACCGGGAUCUUAGUCUCUAAACAACAGCUUAAAGACGUGUUCGAUCUCUACGACCGGUCUAUUGGUGACCCUACGAUGAUCGUAAAACUUGACAAGGAGGCCGUGCAGACGACUCUUGAGGUCAUUAGCAAGGUCGAGUUAUAUAUAAGACACAAAUUUGAAAACAUCAUCAAUGGGAUUUUACUUGUAACGAGCUACAUGAAGAAAUACUGUCUUAGCUUUAGUGGCAUUAGCGGCGAUGUGUAUUUGGAAACAGCCACGAACUAUGAAAAGCAGCGCCGAGAGCUAGCCGAAGCUAUACAGAUCAAUUUGGAUGAUAUUCCGGUCAUGAUGGACAAGUUUGAGAAUGACGGCAUACGAUUAACAGAACUAGGAUCCGUGCCGAGAAGAAUUGCCGAGCGCCUGGAGUGUGGUCACGUGCCUUUUCUGGUGAUGUUCGCGGGAGCUUGUGAAAAUAUCAGAAAUGCUUGUAUAGGUGUCAGGAAAUGGAUACAGGCGGAUGAUGGCUAUUCGACAUUCAUUCAAUUCGACAUUACGGACUUGGAAAAGAAGAAAGAAACUGAUAGUAAAUUACUUCGAGAUUUACAAGUAAAAGUUUCACAUCUUGACCAUCGGUUAAAAGUCUGCAAACGCGAGAUUCAGGAAUGCGUCGGCGAGUUGAAAAGAGUCGCAGCGAAAGAGAAAAGUCUCAAAAAGCACGAGGAACAACUGAAAACGGAUCUACGAGAAAUAGUUAUGGAACUAGAAAUGAAAGAGCGACAACGUGAAGAUACACUUCAUGAAUCGUCGGUGUUGACGCAUAAAGAAAGAGAACAGUUAGAAAAACUAACGAGUGAAAUCGAACACAUGAGGCUGAAGAAGCCAGUUUUGGAACGGAAAGCAGACGACCUGAAACGGAAACUAGAGUUCAUGAAAUUUAGGAGAGAACUAAAGAGUAAGCGGGAAACUCAACUCCAAGAGGUUAAAGAGGAGCUUCGUGAGGCCAAACGCGAAUUACGAAGGACCGAAUCUGAAUGCGAGCGUCUGGAAAGGAAUAUCAUUAAACUGCGAGAAAUCCAUCGAUUCAAAACAAGUCCGGAAGUGCUGAAGAAACUGUUUUACAACAUGCCACUGACUCACAAGGGGACGGGCGCUGGGGGCGGGAAGAAAAAGAAAGGUGUUGUCAUCGUUAUUCCGGAUUUGCCAUUUGCAGAUUCUGACAAGCUCGAGAAGGCCACAAGAGUGACAGCCACGCUUAUUGACAAAGACUGGAUCCCUCUGUACCGCACCCUACCUUUCCAUCCACCCAGGGGCGAGGAAAACCUGAGAGUGGACAUAGACGACAUCACGAACACAUUUCUUAGGGACACCCUCGAAGUCCAUGCCAAGCAGGCGCUCUAUAGAUGGCGCCGCAUGCAUACGAGGGCUAGUGUUGAUGACCUGAAGAAAGCAUUGACUGCUAUUAAGCGGAAAGACAUCGCAGAUAAAGUAGACGAGGAGUUAUCUAAAAAAAGAGCAGUCAAACCUAAAACUUCUUCUGCUGUGAAAUUUCCCAAGGUGCUCGUUCAGACCCAACAGGUGCGUGUUCGACACAGUUUAUCAAAUCCGAUCAAAUGACGUCAUAAUUAGUGAUCUAUGUAAUACAAAUUCAAGUACAAGCCAAAGGUUUGAAUUUAAAAUAAAAGAGAUUUAUU
Magallana angulata is the source of this 2138-nucleotide messenger RNA. RefSeq lists its product as uncharacterized. Gene Ontology annotation, molecular function: protein binding. The transcript has 4 exons. The record is from RefSeq and is a predicted model, not a curated record. Gene Ontology annotation, biological process: signal transduction. Bases 232 to 2061 code for a protein of 609 amino acids. NCBI's taxonomy places the organism in Eukaryota, Metazoa, Mollusca, Bivalvia, Ostreida, Ostreidae.